Messenger RNA from Chironomus riparius, 1034 nucleotides. NCBI's taxonomy places the organism in Eukaryota, Metazoa, Arthropoda, Insecta, Diptera, Chironomidae. The record is from the annotation of a GenBank genome assembly.
CAAAUUGCUACCGAAAAAAUGAAAGUCUAUAUAGGAACACUAUUUUUUACGGUUGAAAUUCAAAAAAGGUUUCAAAGUCUCUACUCGAAUAAGACUUUCAAGCAUCAGUCAAGUUUGAAGGAAAAAAAAUUAAAAUUUUAAUUUUAAACACAGUAAAUCACACAAUGGGACGAUCGAGAUCACGUAGUAAAUCACCUAGACGUAAGCACAAAAGUAAAAAACAUAAAUCAAGACGAGAUAAUAGGGAAUAUUCAAGUAAUUCCAGACGUAGAUCUCGCUCAUAUUCCUCAAGCAAUAGUGACGAUUCAAUCGAUCAUCGUCGGAACAAUAAAAGAUCUAGAAAAUUAGAUGAAGUCGAGAGACUAGCUGAUAUUGAGAGAUUAAGAAAACAGAGGGAAAUUGAGGAAAAGAUUGUGGAAGAGGAAUCACAGAAAAGGAUAGAAUUAUUAAUUAAGAAACGUGUCGAUACUAUAUUAGAAAUGAGGAAACAAGAAAUUGAAAGUGAGAUUAAGCAAAGGGUGGAAAUAGCAAAGCAAGAAAUGGAACGUGAGUUAAUGAAAGAGCUCGAAAAGCGGCGAGAAGAGAGAUUAAAUGAGGAGAAACGUCGCGAGGAAGAAGAAAAGAAAAAAAGAGAAGAACUUGAGCUAAUACUUGCAGAGAAUAAUAGAAAAAUUGAAGAGGCACAAAAGAAAUUGGCUGAAGAAAGGUUACUUAUAAUAGAAGAACAAAGACGCAUGGAUGAGGAAAAGCUGAAAAUGAAAAAGGAACAAGAAAAGCGACUAAAAGCUGAACAAAAAAUGAUUCUAGGGAAAGGUAAUUCAAGACCGAAAUUGUCUUUUUCAAUAAAACCCGGACUUACAUAAUUCGUGGCUUUCCAUUAAUUUAUUUAAGGAUUGAAAAAAUUUUACUCCUCAAUAAUUAAAAAAAUUUAUCUUUAAUCAUUUAAGUCAGAAAAAAGCCACAUUUCAUUUUUCAAAUGUGCUAAAAGCUUAAAUACAUUAAAUUGUUUUUUUUUUUGAAACUCCUGAAGCAUU